This is a messenger RNA of Oppia nitens, 1757 nucleotides long. RefSeq lists its product as uncharacterized. The record is from RefSeq and is a predicted model, not a curated record. The transcript has 2 exons. Bases 284 to 1693 code for a protein of 469 amino acids. Lineage: Eukaryota; Metazoa; Arthropoda; Arachnida; Sarcoptiformes; Oppiidae.
AAAAAAAUUUUUUUUUUUUGAAUUUCAAUGUCAAAUAAGCAUUGAUUUGAAUGUGAAUUAAAUAAUUAUUACAAGAAUUUAUGUCCAAAAAUGCAGUGUUUGUUAACAAUUCACGUGCCGUUCAAAGCAAAUGACCGGUCAAUCGAUUUCAUUCAAAAACUUAACGCAAAAGUCAUUCAACAUUUCACCGACCGAUUCGUCACUUCAUUAGUGUUGCAUUGAAUCCAUUCAUUGAAUGAUUUAAUUCUCAUUUCGUCGACAUUAAUAUCUUUUGCAAUCAUCAAUGGCUAAGAAAGGGUCCAAAGAGGUGACAAAGUGCCGCAAAUCACCUCAAAUGAGAAAAAAGACUUCAUUUGUUCGCUUCGUAGUCAUUGUCCUGUCAUUUAUAUCAUUGAUGUCUCGUAUAAUUUAUUGUACAUUUGCCACUUGGCUUACAUUCACCACAUUUGAUUGUCAUCCCUGUGCUAACAGCACCCACAACAACGGCUCCGGACCGCUAUUUAUAUCACAUCAUUCAUCAGCUUUAUUCAAUUCUGUGAGAGGACUUAACAUUCAAUCAAAAGAAGCGGAUAUCAAAAACAGACACAAAAGAUCGCCAAUUGAUACCUACCAACCAUCCAACCAAUCGAUACAGAUUUCAUCWGAACAUGAGAUCAUCAAAAAACUAUUUCACAAUAUCCGCAAUAAAACGGAUCAUUCAAUCGACAACAAUGAACUGGAAGUUGUCAUUGACACCAUUGAUGAAGAUAUUGAAAGAAAUGUAAAUUUGCUAAACAAUAGUAUUAAUAGUAAUCAAUCGGAACUCAACCGAAGUCCUCAUAAGCGAGAUUUGGCUUUUUCUGUCACACAAAAUGAUUUCGAUGAAAAUGCAAACAUAUCUGAGAAUACUAUUGUCCAUCAAUUAGUUAAUGAUAAUCUUGUGGAUAAUCUGGUCAAUGGUUUUGAUACUUUGCACUCAAAUUUGUCAUCUCAAGAAUGGAUAGAAGAAUUUCAAGAAUCAGUUCCAGAAGACAGUUCUAAUACUAUGACAAUUACAUUAGACGGUAAUCAAACAUUUAUUUCGUCCAACGGCACCAUUCAAACGGAUCAAAGUUGGUCACAGAAUAGCUUAAAUGACGACCAACUAAUCAAUGACACGGCUUAUGUCCGGUCGAUACCAGAUCUAAAUAGCCGUCCAAUGGAUGUCUGUUCUGAAGAUUGCGGACAAUUUCUAUCAAUUGAAUUAAGCGAUCCAUCAAUGAGAAAAUGGGCUACAAUUGUCAUCACUGGUGUCUUCUAUAUCUACGCGUUUGUCAUGUUUAGCAUUUUUAUGGGGGCCUGUCUGGCACUGGUCGAUGUCCUGGUCAUCGCCACAUUCAUUGAAGGCGCCAAACUGUUUGCUGGAUUUAUACUUAUUAUCAUCGAUAGCUUUAACGGAAAAGGCGUUGAAUUCAAUUUGAUUGACAUCCGAUUCAAUGUAAACAAUGCGGGUAAUGGAUGGACGGCUGAUUUUUCUUACUCUGAAUACUUAUUGGAUAUCAUAAUCUUCUUUGUUUCCGCUUAUCUAUGCAUUCGUGUCUUCCGUUGUUUCGAAAGAAAGAGACCAAAGAAGGUAUCGUCGAUUGAGGAGUUGGUCGAUACAAGAGGUACGUAUCGACCGAAUCCUUCCCGCAGUGAUUUGGAGCCUAUUUUUGAACACUCAUCCACUCAUUAAUUGUCAUUUAAUUAAUUUAUAUUACAAUUUAAACAAUUUAUUUACUAAUUAUCUAAAUUCUUAU